Messenger RNA from Cuscuta campestris, 1452 nucleotides. NCBI's taxonomy places the organism in Eukaryota, Viridiplantae, Streptophyta, Magnoliopsida, Solanales, Convolvulaceae. The record is from the annotation of a GenBank genome assembly.
CGAGCCCGGAUAAAAACUAGUUGAUAGGAUAAGAGUCGGCCCAAAUGAGAGCUGAGAAAGGGGCACGUGUCAUCUUCGUCACUGACCGCGUAUGUACACGUGGGCAAGCAAGCGAGUGUCUGCCGGCGUUAAGAAGAAAACAGAAGCUCCAGCAUGAAUGUUGUCGAAACAAAGAGGAAGAAAAAUGGCGGGGGAAGGACAUGAUGAAUCUAAUAACACAAGAAGAGGCGAUCCCACUGUAGAAGUGCAGGAACGAGGUGAAAUUUUCUUCUUUUUCCGGCCAAAAGUGGGCAAGGAAGAAGCCCAAGGCCUGGACGACGUGCAGCGGUUCUACAUCGUUCUCCGGCCGGAAUCCGGCAAGAAAGACGUGGAAGUGAAGCAAGAAUCUAGCUCCGGGAAAGAAGGAGAGGAGCUAGGUGCACGCACCAGCGACAACAAACCGACUCGCGAAAUCACGUCGGAGAAGCGGGACGAGUCCCGCGUGGAAGGCGGACGGGGGUGCGAAGAAAUCAACAUAGGAAAACAGCAGCUUCUCCGGUUAAUUGUCAUGGGGAAGAAGGGCUUGCCGGACCCUACGAAGAAUUCCGGCGAUCGCCGUCCGCACUGGGGUUUCGUGGAGAUGGUGACGACUAAAACAGAGGACGUGAGAGCGGCGCUGAAGGGCAAGGAGUAUGAUACUUCCACCAGAGGUCACCGGAGGGUGGGGCCGGCGAGGGCUGCCGGAGAGGGAGUUUACCUGAUCCUGAGGCAUAAUCCGGGGAAGAAAAUGCACACCCAUCUGGUGUACAAGCUUGAACUCCCGGCGGAGGAGGACGAGAGAAACGAGCCUCAAGAGGAGCUUAACAUAAAGAGAGAAGAUUCGUUUCUGAUACAGAUCAAGAACCCCGAACAGAGCCAGGGUGGUGGGGACGGGAGGAUGAGUAGUGGGUUGCAGAGGAAGAGGAGGGCCGUUUACCCAGCCCAUCUCCAGGCGGAGAUGGGCCAGCUGAGGUACACUCCGGCAGACCCGCCAGACUUCUUGAACUACGAAGGGUGUGAGUUUCUGCUGAUUCCAGCCUCAGAUAACAUCGGCGAGGAGCUCGGACCUGAUAUCAAGUCGGAAGUGGAUGCGGACGGGGCCCACAACUGCUCCGAUUUGAUCGGUAACUCUUUCCGGGAGACGGCCACCAUCACUCCCCUCCUCAAAGGCACUUGGGCUUAGCCAAAAUGCUUGAAUAACACUUAACUUUGAUUUUACGAAUGACAAUCGUCUUGUAAAUUUGUACGUACACUCAUAUAAUCGUCUGUGGUUGUAUACACAAAUUUCCAGACACUAGUCAUCGUGGUCGUGGUGUUAUUCUAGCAUGACCCUGGGCUUAAUACUAGUAGUAGUAGUCUAGGUCUAUCACUAAUGGAACUAGUCUUCUUGUACACAAGAAAGAAAGCCUAUCCUUGUAAAGUCAAAUAAGAUCU